Messenger RNA from Ixodes scapularis (black-legged tick), 974 nucleotides. RefSeq lists its product as uncharacterized. Lineage: Eukaryota; Metazoa; Arthropoda; Arachnida; Ixodida; Ixodidae. The coding region runs from base 38 to 823 and encodes 261 amino acids. The transcript is spliced from 3 exons. The record is from RefSeq and is a predicted model, not a curated record.
GGCGGUCGUGUCCAGUCGUGUGCUUUGCAGAAUCAACAUGAACGCGGACGUGCAAACGAAACGAAAGAUAGCUGCAGUGAUUCUGUGGCGUCGUAUACAACGAAAGAGAAUACGUACGAUGUACGUAAGAGACAUUUUUGAUAAGCGGAAAGUUUUCGGCGAGUUUUAUCACCUGGUCCAGGAACUGCGAGAGAGCGACCCCGAGUACCAUUUCAUGUACUUCAGGAUGACAAAGUCCUCCUUCGACAGGCUGCUCGCUCUCGUCUACGAUCGUCUCGUCCAUGCGCCCACGCAUCGUUCCCCGAUCUCUCCCGCUGAGCGGCUUGCGAUUACACUCAGGUUCCUCGCAUCGCCUGGAUCCUUGGGACACAUUGGUGUCAGCUACAGGAUGCACAAGGCAACAUUGUCUUCCAUCCUCCGGGAGACGUUGCCUGCAAUCUGGGAGACGCUGGCAACCUUGUUUUUGAAGCCGCCAACAGCUGCCAAGUGGGAAGAGAUCCGCAGAGAGUUUGAAGUUAAAUGGAAUUUCCCGAACGCCAUUGGAGCUAUUGACGGGAAACAUUUUGCAAUGAGAUGUCCCUCCAACUCGGGGACAACAUGUUUUAAUUACAAGAAGUUUUACUCGAUGCAACCUCUAGCCGUUGUUGAUGCUCGCUGCCGAUUCACUUUGGUGGACAUUGGUGCCACUGGUCAUCAGUCGGACGGCGGAGUUUUUAGAAAUUCAAACAUUGGGAAGGCGUUAGCUGCGAAUUCCCUUCAAGUCCCCACACUCUUAGAAAAAAAGGAGUCCAAAGGGAGUCACUGCUUCCAUGACUCUCUUUGACACUUCACGACUCUCUUAGAGAGUCAAUUUUUCGUGUGACUCUGUUUUGACUCUUCCCCUUCUCAGCGGGAGUCACAGGCCAGCAGCAUUUGUAUUACCGAAAAAAAAAAUUAUGAAUGCUGCUUCGCGGCGUCCAUCCGGCAACCCAAGC